Neurospora crassa OR74A is the source of this 1856-nucleotide messenger RNA. RefSeq lists its product as hypothetical. Lineage: Eukaryota; Fungi; Ascomycota; Sordariomycetes; Sordariales; Sordariaceae. The transcript has a single exon. The record is from RefSeq and is a predicted model, not a curated record. Bases 369 to 1721 code for a protein of 450 amino acids.
UCUUGAUACCGCUUGUGUUGCCAGCAAACCAUCCGGGAACCACUCCCGGUUGGAACGAAGCCUAGUUGUUCUAGCACACCUCACGGGAUAGAUCUGGCUAUCAAGCCCCAAAACUAGUUGAUUGCUGGUUUUGCACAUAGUGGGACACAUGCGAUAUCCGCAUAUACUUAUAUCAUCGCUGUUACGCUGUGCUUUAUUUUCGCUCUUUUUCUUCUUGCCUCUUUUCGCUUCCACCAAGCGAGCUUAUUCUUGGACACCCACCCCAUGUUCUAAUCUUAAUACCCGAUUUGGUCACCUUCAAAUAUCUAUCCUGAGAUAUCCUUCACCUCCUUUCAAAACCAACAACCACAGACUACGCGAGAAGCAACAUGCUGGUCCCACUAAUGUUCAUGCCCGACCUGGAGGAGGGAACCUCCAAGACACCGGAAUCCCGUUCCAAGACAAGGCUCAAGCCACAGCUACACACCCAGAAAAACCACAACUGCUACAAUGGCACCCGAACACUGCCGAUAGCCAUUCGGAUUCGAUGUCAGGACAACUCCACCCCAGACCCGGAUUCUCAACCCCAGUGCGAGGACAAGCCCAAGUCAGAAUCCAAAAACCAUAAAGACGACGAGUCGCCGCUGUACGAAAUCACCCUCUACUACCCUCACAACCGCGCCUGCACGAUAUAUCGCUCCAGGGAAGACUUUUGGCUCCUGAGAACAGGCCUUUUGUCAUGCUCGUCGUCCACCGCUCCACAGCCUCUCGCAACAAUACCGCCCGGGAACAAAGAAGAAAGCGAAGGAGACACCGAGGAUGUCGCCAAAUGGGAUGCAAUGCUGAGGGAGGCAUUGAAGAGAUUCAAAAAGAGUGGCCAUGGCCGUCACUCGGUUGAAUGGUUCUUGAGGCGGCGGUUAGGAGACUGUGAGCGGAUGGCUAGUGGAAAAGGCACAGGACUACCGACGGGGACGACAAGACGGGUAAGGAUCAAGAAACCAAUAAAUAUGGACGAUAUCAAAACAACGGAUGAAAAAGCAGGACCGCAAGGGUACUUGGUGGAUUUUAUGGCCAAAUUGGACGAAAAGGUCGCGGUCAGGGACGGAGUAUGUCUACAUGAGGAAGAUACGGAGAAAGAGGAUGACGUGAUAUCGAGAGAGAGUGGGACAGAUGAUGAAAGGGAGAUUGUCAAAGACGAAUCAGUCAAGGACGAGGGGAAGCGCUGUGGUGAGAGAAAAGAGGCAGAUCGAGAAAGAGACAAAGUCAACGACAACCCGACCGAUAUUCCGACGGCAGAAGAAACCAAGGAAAGACAGUCUAAUGGUACAGAGGUUAUGAUAGGUUUGGACACGAUCUCAAUGUCUCAUUCCAAGCCUCUUCCCAACCUCAGCAAACUUGAAGGACAGUCCAUUGCCGCUAGGAGGAAAAGCAGGCAAAUGACUGAGAAUACAGGACCCUUGUACCAGAACACAGUACCAACUACUGAGGGAACCCUUCAAAGAAACAUGGAUGAUGUCGAGACGUCAACAUUGGACUCGGACUUGGCGUUGGGGGUCGAUACAAGCGACGACUCGUCAUCCGACGGCACAACGGUGCUUACACCAACAUCAAGUAGCGCUGAUGAAAUGUCACCAGGCGAUCCAGCUCCCAACGAGGCUCACAUGUACAAGUUCAUGCACUCCCCAAGAGCCUCAGAUUCCGACUGGGGUCCUGAAAAUUCUCAGUCUUUGUCAACAGAAUGACUUGGCACUUACACACUCUGAUGGUAUCGGUUAUUGGCGUAAUUUGAUAGGAGCUGGAUGGGGGAAAAGGAAAGGCGUCACUUGUAACAUGAAAGACUGCUAUAGUUUGAUAACUCAAUGAUAUCACAGGACGUA